Molecule: messenger RNA, 1729 nt
Organism: Neolamprologus brichardi
Lineage: Eukaryota; Metazoa; Chordata; Actinopteri; Cichliformes; Cichlidae
Source: RefSeq, a predicted model, not a curated record
UGAUUGGUCACAGAGCUGGUUCCCAUCACCCGCUCUUUGGUGGUUUUCCCUUGGUGGGGAGGCUGUAGCGCCUCGGCUCUCUCGCAGCGUGUACAGCCUGAGAUUUGGACUCAUGCUGUGUCACUGCUUCAGACGAGGCCAUGACUAUCAGGAGCAUCCACCACUGUGAUAUGAAGGGUGGGGAGGAGAGUAGGUCCCGUUUAAAGGAUGCAUCAUGGUGGUUUUGAACACUGCUGUUAGUUCCAUCACGUGUUUGUGUUCAAACUGGAUAUAACAGCAGCAGUGAGGGGCGUCAGCAGCCUGACAUCAGAUAUUCCUCACAGGGAGCAUUUUCUGCAUCGUGUAGUUCCAGCUAGCUGCUGGCUAAACCUGGAGCCUGAUGGAGAGGCCUCAGGUCAGAGUUGAAGCUGCUGUUGCAGACACAGAGCCUCUAACCUGGCCCAUCGCUCCCGAUGGCUACAUCCCUAACUCUGUGAUCCGCAGCUGGAAGAGGAAGGGCAAAAAACUUUGGGAUGACAGCUUCUUUCAUGGUCAGCAAACAGAUGAAUGCACCACAGAUUAUUUCUGGUUCCAGACUGAAAAGGAAAAAAAAGGCGAGCUGAAAAGGAAGAAGAGCGCAGCAGAAGAUGGGAGGACAAGGAAAGGAAGUAAUAGAACAGACUGGCAAGGACGCGAGGACACGAAGGAAGAAGAAACAGAGAAGAAGACAGAGAAGGAAGCUGGAAAACCUCAAGAAGAGCUGGAGGUGAUGAAAAAGACAAAAACUGAUGUGAAGAAAGAAAAUGGAAAAGACGAGACGGAGAAGUUUAUCCAGACUGUGAGGCCUGUGAGCGAACGGCCGAAACCCUCUGAGGACGCUAGUGUGGCGCCUCAGAAGCAAGCAGAUGAUCCCACAACUGCUCCGGACCUCCUACCAACUUCCUGUGAUGAGAAGAGAAGCAAGCCUGUGAGAGAGCUGAAGACAGAAAUGGAGCUCCGUGAAGUCAUUCCCAAAGUGAAGGACGUGAGCGAGAGGAAGGACGAGGGGCGGCCCGACCAAACAAGAAAAAGGAAAGAGAGCGAGCAGGAGAAAACAGGCCGAGCAGAGCGACCAGAGCUGCAACAUGAAACCUACUCUCCACUGGUGGCUCCAGAGGAUCCUCAACCAGAACCGUCACCAAUCAAGGAUCAAAGGUUCCUCCUUGUCUCGCACAAAUACGACAGCAUAGCUAACCAUGUGCAGGCCGGCCUCGAUAACAGAGUGCUGGCCCUCUACAAGAAGUUCCAAGUCUUCAAAAACAACUUGCCAGAUCUGGGAAAACUCUCCGUCCCCUCUGGGCACCACCCACAGUCCUCUACACUGCAGACUGAUGCUGCUGAGAGCAGGUUGAAAGGUCGACUGUAUAGCUGCCCUGUCGAUGUGCCCUCACGGUCCGUAGUCCAGGCCACUUGUCUGGGGGGACGUCUAAGCAGUGACUUGGGUGGUGAUCCAACAUUUACUAGUACAGAGUCCGCUGCUCAUAUUCAGCGCUCCACACAGCUGCUCCAAACCUCGGGACCAAGCGUGACCGAGUGGAGGAACAACCUGUACAAACUCAUCUCUCUGCAUGGCUUCCAGUCUGCACGGGCGGCACGUUUCUCACAGUUCAUCCUCAUCAUCGGCCUCCAGCAGGGAAGGCACGGGUCUGAGAGCUCGUACAGGAAGCUUCCUUCAACUUACAGCUCUGCAUCAUCGCUGAACGUCGACUAA